AUGUUGCAGAAGGAAAAAUGUUUACGAAGUGAAGAGGAGUUCAGAAGGGACCAAGGUCAACUAGAUCAAACUAAAACUGUAGGUAAGUGUUUUCAGAGGGUGGAUGAAGAAACAAGAAACGUUGUCCUAGAAAAUUUCAACAAAAUAGGCGACAAAAAUUUGCAAAAUACCUAUUUAAGAGGGUUGAUUCAAACUGCUGCCAUUCAAAGAACUCGAAAAAAAAUUGAUCAAAGACAAUUAGAUAUUACCAGUGGUUUCGACUGGAUAUCAAAACUAAUUGGAGUAUUUGCCAAUGCAUUUUAUUGCUUGGAAACAUGUUGGUGGAACUUGAUAGAAGAGCGUUUCUGCUUCGACGAGAGUAUAGCCAACUACGAAGAACCAAUUAUAAAAGAAGAAAAAAAUAAUAACUUCUGCGACAAUAUGGCGUUUUACGAUAGUGUGUCUGUGAUAGCCGGAAGAGCAGUUGUCACAAUAGACCUUCCAGAAAAACACGACAAAACUCCAAUUAUUGUUCAGCCCAGGAGACGACAUACGUUAGUAAAGAAAAGUAAGAGUCAGUCUUCGAUUAAUAAUAUUCCUGAGGUUGUGUUGGAUUUGGAUAGUGAUAAGAGAUAUGAAUCUCUUGGUCAUGAAGCAGAAAGAGACGAAAAAACCGUAAGUUUCGGGGACAUCUCAAAAGAAAAACUGAACCAAGAAUACAACCUUGCUCACACUUCAGCCAUAUCAGAAACUACAUUCCUAGCACUUCCAACCAACGUAGAACUCAGAAAAAAAUCUCUCAGUGAAAGGAGACAAUUUCGAAGUCUCCACAUCAAAAUCGAUUCGCCCAAAGAAAUUCCAAUAAUUCGACAAAGUUCAGUUCCUAAAUUCUUCCUAGAUACCCCAGAAAUGAACCAGACCGAAUCUUCAUUGGUGAAAACUCCUUUGGCAUCUUUGCAGAGCCCAAUGAUCUGUAAAGAUGGUUUUUGCUACGAUCUGAAGUCGGUGGUACAAAUUGAAAAAAUGAACUUUUCUGAAAAAGACAAGAAAAAUGUGCCGCUGGUUCAUAAAGAUUCUUCUGCUUAUAGGCUAGGAAAUAUUAGAGAUAGGAUAUUGUUAAAGAAGAGUAAAAGUAGUGUUAGUUCAACCAAUUUACCACAUAGUAAUUAUAUUUGA
Molecule: messenger RNA, 1155 nt
Organism: Psylliodes chrysocephalus
Lineage: Eukaryota; Metazoa; Arthropoda; Insecta; Coleoptera; Chrysomelidae
Source: the annotation of a GenBank genome assembly